CCCGCCUUGGCCUCCCAAGAGCUAGGAUUACAGGCGUGAGCCACAGCGCCCGGCCUCAGUAGCAUCUCUAUAACUAACAUUUGAAGGGAAGAGAAGGCCUGAGAAAGGUCUUAGACUAGUCCAAGGGUGAAGAAGUAAAUAGGUAUUUAAAGAAGUGGAGAUUAUAACAAUUUGGUGACAACAAACUUUACUUGUACUUAGAAUUUUUUUUCCUUAAUACUUGAUAAUAUGCUAGUUGAUCAUAUGGUAAUAAUAUGCUGAGGACUUUUCCCAAUUUAUAAUCUAAAGCAAAAUUAACUAAUGUAUGUGGUGUUAUUGAAAUCCACUUAAAAUGCAUUAGUAGACGUAUUGGUCCCACUAAUACUAACACCCUGUUACCCACUCUGCUGUGGCAUUUCCACUUUAUUUUAAAUAUUUUAUUUUAUUUCAAAAUGUUAAGGGGCUACAAAUGUUUUUGUUAUGUGGGUACCUUCUAUAAUGCUUAAGUUGGAGCUUUUAGUGUGCCCAUCACCCAAAUAGUUUUUCCACUUUAAUAUGGCAGUGUUGGUGCAACCCAGGUGUCAGGGGGGUGUCUCAGAGGGGUGAACCAACCUCCCAGAACUUACUUAAAACUCUUACUGAUGGAACUGUCAUGUUCACAUAGCAAGGAUAUUAGAGAGGAGUUGAGAAAGCAUUGCACGACACAUAUUCUAGUCUUUUCCUCUCUUAGUUUUUAGGGUCAAUACUCCCUUUCUCUUGGAAAUGAGAAGAGGAUAGAAGCCGUUUUCCACUGUUCUGUUGAGAGGAGUUCCAAAAUACUCACAUUCUACCUAAGUGUAAGGGUGACCCCCUGACCAUUUCCAGGUUAGGAAAUACAUUUAUUUCUUUCCCUCAUAUGUUCCUCUCUACAAAGAGAAUGCAAAACCAUAAUUCUUAACAGUUCCUCAAUGAUUAUUCACUUUUGUUCUUCCAUAUUUCUCUAGUGAAGAUUUAAAUAUUUAAUUCUUUAUAUUCCUGGAAUUAACUGCCUUCUGAUGAUGCAUUUAAGUGCUGACGUUGUUAGAAGGGGGGAGAAACCCUCAACAUUUUCAGGCAUAAAUCAUUGUAAACCGUGGUUAUAAAGUUUCCUCCUUUCCGAAAUAAAGUGCUACUUUUUUGCUUGGAGACUUAUUGUCAUCUCCAUGAAGUUAUUACAGUGAUAUAGUAGCGUCAUGAUGCCUCACAAGCUCAUAAUUCUUCCUCAUGCCCUGGCCUCUGUCCUGUCUACUUUUCUUGGUUAUCAUGUCUUAAAGCUCCUUUUGUAUUUGCCUGUAUCUGUAGAUUUAGGAGAAACGAGAUACUCCAGGUUCUAAAAUCACCAAGCUGAAUUUUAUCAAUUACUUAUAAUUCCUUGCUCUCCGCACCUAGCCAGCGUGGCCUGAGGUAUUCAUGGGCAUGUUUGGGCUGAUGGAGUCUGAGAGAGACCAGAAGCACUGUCCAAGGUUAAAUAGAACAUAAAUAUAUAAAGUAAGGGCUGCCAGUAUGCAUGGCAUUUUUAAAUUUAGUAAUAGCCCAAAUGGGCAUUGAAUAAAAUAAUAAAGGUCGUUUCUCUGCUUAAGCCAUUCACAACUCUGGCGAAGGUCCUGUUAAUAAUAAGAUAUUUUAUAGGACUUCAGUGUUUACUGUAGCAAGGAGGAAAGUCUACACCUGUUAGACUUUCAAAGAGCUUCAAAAGCCGUCUCUAAUCUAAGGCCAGGCCCAGGGCUCUGGAGUUGUCCCACACAUCUGACAGACUUGUUUGCAUACUUAGGUGGUCCCUAGGAGACAGAGACCUGUGAUUUGGAGACAUUGGUGGCAUUUCUCUUCAGCUCCUGCCAUCCCAGGAAGCAGAGGAGAGGUGGCCUUUUGGAUAACAUGUGUUUGUUAGCCUGCCUCUUCGGCUUCUGCUGAGCAGCAUACUGGAGCAUAAUGAAAGAGUCUAUUUUGAGGCUUCAAAAGUAGUGCUGCUACAGACCAUGAGCAAGAGAGAGAGAGAGUGGACUUCAGCCUGCACGGAUGGUCUUGAAAAGCCAAUGGUUUUUGGUCUAGGCAUCUUAUAUUGAAAUCCUCCACUGCCACCCUUUCUACUCAAGCAAAAUCUGUGUGAAAAGAUCCGCUGGAAGGAACUGACGGCUUAUGGUUCUCCAUUGUGAUGAAAGCACAUGCUACAAUUUUCCAAAGAAAUUAGACCAUUUUCAUGGUGAAAAGAAAUCAACCUGCUGUUCUCAUAGGGUAUUUCUCACUUCUCUGUGAAAGGAAGAAAGAGCACGCCUGAGUCCACAAGCCCUCCAGCUUCCGUGGGAAGUCUCCAUGGUGAAGUAUAGGCUGAGGCUACCUGUGAACAGUGCGCAGUGAAUGUUAAUCCAGAGCUGCUGUUGGCGGAUUGUACCCACGGGGAGAUGAUUCCUCAUGAAGAGCCUGGAUCCCCUACAGAAAUCAAAUGUGACUUUCCGUUUAUCAGACUAAAAUCAGAGCCAGCCAGACAGUGAAACAGUCACCGUGGAGGGGGGACGGCGAAAAAUGAAAUCCAACCAAGAGCGGAGCAACGAAUGCCUGCCUCCCAAGAAGCGUGAGAUCCCCGCCACCAGCCGGUCCUCCGAGGAGAAGGCCCCCGCCCUGCCCAGCGACAACCACCGGGCGGAGGGCGCGCCAUGGCUCCCAGGCAACCCUGGUGGCCGCGGCCAUGGGGGUGGGAGGCACGGGCCGGCGGGGACCUCGGCGGCGGAGCUUGGUUUACAACAGGGAAUAGGUUUACACAAAGCAUUGUCCACGGGGCUGGACUACUCCCCGCCCAGCGCUCCCAGGUCUGUCCCGGCGGCCACCACGUUGCCCACGGGGUACCCUCCCCCGCAGUCAGGGACUCCAGUGUCCCCCGUGCAGUACACUCACCUGCCGCACACCUUCCAGUUCAUUGGGUCCUCCCAGUACAGCGGGCCCUACACCGGCUUCAUCCCGUCACAGCUGAUCUCCCCGACGGCCAACCCGGUCACCAGCUCGGUGGCCUCGGCCGCGGGGGCCGCCACUCCAUCCCAGCGCUCCCAGCUGGAGGCCUAUUCCACCCUGCUGGCCAACGUGGGCAGCCUGAGCCAGGCACCGGGACACAAGAUUGAGCCGCAGCAGCAGCACCUCGGCAGGGCUCCGGGGCUCAUCACGCCGGGGUCCCCGCCCCCCGCCCAGCAGAACCAGUACGUCCACAUCUCCAGUCCUCCGCAGAGCGCCGGGCGCGCCGCCUCUCCCCCGGCCAUCCCCGUGCACCUGCACCCGCACCAGACGAUGAUCCCGCACGCGCUCGCGCUGGGGCCCUCCUCCCAGGUCGUCGUGCAGUACAGCGACUCCGGCGGCCACUUCGUCCCCCGGGAGUCCGCCAAGAAGGCCGAGAGCAGCAGGCUGCAGCAGGCCGUGCAGGCCAAGGAGGUCCUCAACGGCGAGAUGGAGAAGAGCCGGCGGUACGGGGCUCCGUCCUCGGCCGACCUGGGCCUGGGCAAGGCGGGCAGCAAGUCGGUCCCGCACCCGUACGAGUCCAGGCACGUGGUGGUCCACCCGGGCGCCGCGGACUACGGCGGCCGCGACCCUGCGGGGGUCCGGGCCUCGGUGAUGGUCCUGCCCAACAGCAGCACGCCCGCGGGCGACAUGGAGGUGCCGCACGCCCCGCACCGGGAGGCCUCCCCCUCCACCCUCAACGACAAGAGCGGCCUGCACUUAGGGAAGCCCGGCCACCGGUCCUACGCGCUGUCACCCCACACGGUCAUCCAGACCACACACAGCGCCUCCGAGCCACUCCCGGUGGGACUGCCAGCCACAGCCUUCUACGCGGGGACCCAACCCCCUGUCAUCGGCUACCUGAGCGGCCAGCAGCAAGCAAUCACCUACGCCGGCAGCCUGCCCCAGCACCUGGUGAUCCCCGGCACGCAGCCCCUGCUCAUCCCGGUCGGCAGCGCGGACGUGGAAGCGUCGGGGGCAGCCCCUGCCAUCGUCACAUCGUCCCCCCAGUUCGCUGCAGUGCCUCACACCUUCGUCACCACGGCCCUUCCCAAGAGCGAGAACUUCAGCCCCGAGGCCCUGGGCACCCAGGCCGCCUACCCGGCCAUGGUGCAGGCCCAGAUCCACCUGCCCGUGGUGCAGUCGGUGGCGUCCCCCGCGGCGCCCGCCCCCACGCUGCCCCCCUACUUCAUGAAAGGCUCCAUCAUCCAGCUGGCCAACGGGGAGCUGAAGAAGGUGGAAGACUUAAAAACGGAAGACUUCAUCCAGAGUGCGGAGAUCAGCAACGACCUGAAAAUCGACUCCAGCACGGUGGAGAGGAUCGAGGACAGCCACAGCCCGGGCGUCGCCGUGAUACAGUUCGCCGUCGGGGAGCACCGAGCACAGGUCAGCGUUGAAGUUUUGGUAGAGUAUCCUUUUUUCGUGUUUGGACAGGGCUGGUCAUCGUGCUGUCCAGAGAGAACCAGCCAGCUCUUUGACUUGCCGUGUUCCAAACUCUCAGUGGGGGACGUCUGCAUCUCGCUGACCCUCAAGAACCUGAAGAACGGCUCUGUUAAGAAGGGCCAGCCCGCGGAUCCGGCCAGCGUCCUGCUGAAGCACUCAAAGACCGACAGCCUGGCGGGCAGCAGACACAGGUACGCCGAGCAGGAAAACGGAAUUAACCAGGGAAGUGCCCAGAUGCUCUCCGAGAAUGGUGAACUGAAGUUUCCAGAAAAAAUAGGAUUGCCUGCAGCGCCCUUCCUCACCAAAAUAGAACCCAGCAAGCCCGCGGCCACGAGGAAGAGGAGGUGGUCGGCGCCGGAGACCCGCAAACUGGAGAAGUCAGAAGACGAACCACCUUUGACUCUUCCCAAGCCUUCUCUAAUUCCUCAGGAGGUUAAGAUUUGCAUUGAAGGCCGGUCUAACGUAGGCAAGUAGAGGCAGUGUGGGGAAAGGAAGGAACCGUGGCUCUCCCUUACCCCGUUGUAUCCAGAUUACUGUACUGUAGGCUAAAUAACACAGUAUUUACAUGUUAUCCUUAUUUUAGGUUUCUGUUCUAACCUUGUCAUUAGAGUUACAGCAGGUGUGUCGCAGGAGAUUGGUGCAUAUGCUUUUUCCACGAGUGGCUGUCAGCAAGGGUGGGUGCAGGGCCAGAGCAGGGGCAGUCCGGGCUUCAGGCAGGCGACCCGGGAAGGAAGGCAUGUGGCCUCCUGGCGCCUGUCUUCCGCAGCGGCGCAGAAGCGUGCGGUGGGCGCUGACUCCCGCCAGUGUCGAGAGAAAGUCGCGUGGGGAGGGACCUGCAGGGGUGCGUGCAUGUCGGGGUGCACGGGGUGCCGGGCGGUGAGCGAGGGUCUCUUUUUCUCUGCCUCCCUCUGUCUCCCUCUCUUGCUGCCAGCAUGGGAUUGGGGGUCCCGAGCAGUGUCCUCCUGGGGUUCCCACGUGCAACAUCAACAUCAGGAACCCAGCUUCAGGGCAUCGUAGAGAGGCUCAGACGGCAGAAAAGAACAUUUUUUUCUCUCCAACAUAUUUUACAAUAAAAGCAACUUUUAAUCGUAUAGAUAUAUAUUUCCCCCUAUGGGGCCUGACUGCACUGAUAUAUAUAUAUAUAUAUAUAUAUAUUUUUUUUUUUUUUAAAAAAGAGCAACUGCCACACGUGGGAUUUCGUUUCUGCUUUGCUAGUGCAGUGAUGUCGCCAGGGUGUCAUGGUGGCCAGGGAAGCCGCCACUCACGUGGCCCCACGAGGGGGGUGGGGGCGGGGUGGGGGAGAAUGAAUGCCCACUGCUGGUCUCUGUGCAGUGUUAGGAAAACCAAUCAGGUUCUUGCAUUGACUUCGCUCCCAAGAGGUAGAUGCAAACUGCCCUUCAGUGAGAGCAACAGGAGCUCUUCGAGUUGAGUUUGCAAAAUCUUUUUGUCUUUUAACUCUAGUACUGUUUAUAGUUCAUGACUAUGGACAACUCUAUGGGUGCCACUUUUUUCAGAUUCCAGUGUGACAUGAGGAAUUAGAUUUUGAAGAUGAGCAUAUAUUACUAUCUCUAAGCACUUAAAAUGCUGUUCACAUUUUAUUACCAAGCAUCUUGGUCUAUCAUUCAACAAGUACUGUAUCUCACUUUAAACUCUUUGGGAAGAAAAACAACAAACAAAAAAAUUGAGUUGCUUUCUUUUUUUCAACACUGUAACUACAUUUCAGCUCUGCAGAAGUUGCUCACAAGCAAGAUAUUGAAAGUUUCAAUGUGGUUUAAAGGGAUGAAUGUGAAUUAUGAACUAGUAUGUGACAAUAAAUGACCACCAAGUACUACCUGACAGGAGGCACUUUUCACUUUGAUGUCUGAGAAAGAGUUAAAGGCAUAUGCAGAGUUGGCAGAGAAACUGAGAGAAAAGGGACUGAGAAAAGAAUACUCAUUUUUGUCCAGUGUUUUUCUUUUUAAGAUGAACUUUUAAAGAACCUUGCGAUUUGCACAUCUUGAGUUUAUAAUUUGUGUGAUAUUCCUGCAGUUUUUAUCCAAUAACAUUGUGGGAAAGGUUUGGGGGACUGAACGAGCAUAAAUAAAUGUAGCAAAAUUACUUUCUAACCUGCCUAAACUCUAGGCCAUUUUAUAAGGUUAUGUUCCUUCAGAAUUCAUUUUGGUCUUUUUACCACAUCUUUCACAAAAAGCCAGGUCUUAGCAGGACAACUCUGAGAAUUUUCUUCAGAUUCAUUGAGAGAGUUUUCCAUAAAGACAUUUAUAUAUGUGAGCAAGUUUUUUUAAAACAAUUAUUUUAUCAUUGUUGUUAUUAAUGUUAUUUUCAGAAUGACUAUUAUUUUUUCUUUUCAAAAUCAAAUCAAGAUUUGAUUAAUGUUUGGUACAAACCCAGAAAGGGUAUUUCAUGGUCUAAGCCUUUCAUUCCCAGAGAUCUGCAAUAUCUCAUUUGUGGGUUUUGAGUGCGUCGUAAAGUGCUUUAAAAAAAGAGUUUUAUAAGUAGGGAGAAAUUUUUAAAUAUUCUUACUUGGAUGGCUGCAAUUAACCUGAACAAAUACUUACCUGAUUUUCUUUUACCAUUGAAAAUAGUAUUUCUUCCAUUUCACAAAUUACCAAAAAAAAAAAAAAUCUGAUAUCAAUUCACAUUUUGGCUAAUAUUCCUUUGCAUUUAGCUGUUGCCAGGACUAAAGAUUUUUAUAAACCGUUUUCUGGGGUGUACCAAAAACAUUUGAAUAGGUUUAGAAUAGCUAGACUCGUUCCUUGACUUUCCUCAAAUUUCAUUACCCUCUCAGCAUGCUUGCAAACAGCUGGGUGGGCUCACUCUUGCGGUCAUACUGCUUAUUUAGUGCUGUAUUUUUUUAAACGUUUCUGUUCAGAGAACUUGCUUAAUCUUCCAUAUAUAUUCUGCUCAGGGCACUUGCAAUUAUUAGGUUCUGUUUUUCUUUUUGUUUUUUAACCUUUGAUGGUAAGAGGAAUACGGGGCUGCCACAUAGACUUUGUUUUCAUUAGUACCACUAUUUACAACUCAUGUGGACUCAGAAAAACACACACCACCUUUUUGGCUUACUUCGAGUAUUGAACUGACUGGAUCCAUUAAGACAACACUAAAAUGGGAAAAUACAUGUGGUUUGGAGCAAUAGGAACGUCAUCAUAAUUUUUGUGGUUCUAUUUCAGGUAUAGGAAUUAUAAAAUAAUUGGUUCUUUCUAAACACUUGUCCCAUUUCAUUCUCUUGCUUUUUUAGCAUGUGCAAUACUUUCUGUGCCAAUUAGAGUCUGACCGGUGUGCUAUAUAGUUAAAGCUCAUUCCCUUUUGGCGAUUUCCUUGUUCGCUUGAUCCUCCCCGUUCUGGCCAGAGCAGGGCUGGUGGGAAGGAGCCAGGAGGGGAGAGCCUCCUGCCUUUCCCCUGCUGAGGAUGCUGAGCGCAGGGCGGGGAGCCUGGAGGAGCCCUGAGUGUCUGCCACCGUGUCCCAGAAAGAGCCAGCCAAGGAGACCUAGGGGAAGAGCCGCGGUGUCCCCUGUCACCACACGGAAUAGUGGAUGUGGAGUGUGGAGAGGAAGGAGGCAGAUUCGUGUCUAAGACGUACUCUGGAGCAAUGUAGCCUGGCAUCAACCCAUUUUCCACGGUCCUUUCUGCACGUGCACAGGCCCGUCCUCAGGGUCUGUGUCCUUGAGACUUUUAGCCCUGCUGCCCAGCGUGGGCAGGAAGUGUAGCCAGUUGUGUGUGUGCAUUCUGAGCGUGCUGGCCAGGGGCCGUGGAGGGGACCACCUGCCAACAGCGGUCACCACCCCCUUAUGGCAGCUUCCUCUUCGAAUAGGAAGAAGGCACAGAGGGCAGGAGCCUCCUCUUGUUUGCAGACGCUGGGGAGCCUUUGUCACCGCUGCGGUGUAGCAAACAUGACGAUGACAGGGGUAGAAGUCCUUCGGUGCCGUGCAGCUUACAAGUAUCAGCCAUGUGCCUCUGUACUGUGUCCACUUUGCAAUAUUUACUGACAGCCGUCUUUUGUUCUUCUUUCUUCCCUGUUUUCCAUUUUUAAACUAAUAACAGCAGGCCUUUUGCGUUUACAACGGAACACAAUCACCAAGAAAUUAGUCAGGGCGAAAAGAAAAAAAAUAAUAAUAUUAUUAAUAAGAAACCAACAAACAAGAACCUCUCUUUAUAGGGAUUUCUAAAUAUAUAAAAAUGACUGUUCCUUAGAAUGUUUAACUCAAGAAUUCUUUCAGUUUGUCUGGGCCACAUUGGGGCAGGGGGUGGGGGAGGGAGGGACUCAGAGAUGGAUGCCACUUACCUCAAAUCUGUUAAAGUGGAAAUCCAAAUUGCAUUUUCAUUUGGACUUUCAGGAUAAUUUUCUAUGUCGGUCAAAUUUUUUUUGUUUUCCCUAACUCACCCAGUUGGGUUUGGGAUGAUUUGAUUUUGUUGUUUGUUGUUGAUCCCAUUUCUAACUCUGAAUUGUGACCCUAUGUGUUUUCUGUUAGGUGAGUGUGUUGGGUUUUUUUCCCCCACCAGGAAGUGGCAGCAUCCCUCCUUCUCCCCUAUAAGGAACUCUGCGGAACCUUUCACACCUCUUACUCAGGGACGGGGCCGGUGUGUGUGUGGUACACUGAUGUGUCCAGAAGCAGCACUUUGACUGCUCUGGAGUAGGGUUGUACAAUUUCAAGGAAUGUUUGGAUUUCCUGCAUCUUGUGGAUUACUCCUUAGAUACUGCAUAGAUUGCAAUAUAAUGCUGCAUGUUCAAGACGAACAGUAGCUCCUAGUAAUCAUAAAAUCCACUCUUUGCACAUAGUUUGAUCUUUACUGAAAUAUGUUGCCAAAAUUUAUUUUUAUUGUUGUAGCUUUGGAUUUUCUUCGUUUUGUUUUGUUGUUGUUUUUUUUUUAAAGGAAACAAUUGACAAUACCCUUUAACAUCUGUGACUACUAAGGAAACCUAUUUCUUUCAUAGAGAGAAAAAUCUCAAAUGCUUUUGAAGACACUAAUGCCAUGCUAUUUCAGAUGUGGGUGAGGAAGCAGAGCUCUUGGGACCCAAGGCCAGCCUUUUUGAGCUGUGUUGGUUGUCAUGGCUACUGUUUCAUGAACUGCAAGCAGCUCAACAAACUGGUCUGUUCUCUUCUGAACCCCUUUGCACUUCGAUUUCCCAGUCACCCCCGAUGAUUCCAGGUGAAAACGGGGCCAGCAGACUCCGUGGCCCAAUCCAGUUUCUUCGGUGGUGAUACAAAAGGAAAGAGAAUUAUGCUUUUUUUUUUUAAAAGUGGAGUGGAGGCCUUUGCUUCCACAUUUGUGUUUUUAACCCAGAAUUUCUGAAAUAGAGAAUUUAAGAACACAUCAAGUAAUAAAUAUACAGAGAAUAUAUACUUUUUUAUAAAGCACAUGCAUAUGCUAUUGUGUUGGGUUGGUUUCCUCUCUUUUCCACGGACAGUGUUGUGUUUCUGUUAAUAGGGAAACUCCAAACAACUUGCACACCUCUACUCCGGAGCUGAGAUUUCUUUUACAUAGAUGACCUCGCUUCAAAUAUGUUACCUUACUGAUAGGAUCUUUUCUUGUAGCACUAUACCUUGUGGGAAUUUUUUUUUUCUUUUAAAUGUACACCUAAUUUGAGAAGCUGAAGAAAAAAAUUUUGAAGCACUCACUUUGAGGAGUACAGGUAAUGUUUUAAAAAAUUGCACAAAAGAAAAAUGAAUGUCGAGAUGAUUCAUUCAGUGUUUGAAAGAUAUGGAUCUGUUGAAACAGUAAGUUUCAUACUUUGUAUGUUAGAAAAAAAAAACAAAAAAGCAGAUAAGAGUUGAAAGUUACAUGUUUUUUUGUAUAUAGAAAUUUGUCAUGUCUAAAUGAUCAGAUUUAUAUGGUUACGGCCUGGAAGAUUUACUACGUAAAAGGCUCUUAAACUAUACCUAUGCUUACUGUUGUUUUUGUUACACAUAGCCCUCGUCUGAGGGAGGGGAACUCUGUAUUCUGCUAUUUGAGAAUACUGUUCAUUCCUAUGCUGAAAGUACUUUUUUGAGCUCCCUUUUUAGUCUAAACUUUUAAGCCAUUGCAACUUCUUUUCCUUCAGAGAUGAUGUUUGACAUUUUCAGCACUUCCUGUUCCUAUAAACCCAAAGAAUAUAAUCCUGAACACGAAGUGUUUGUUAACAAGGGAUCCUAGCUACCAAUAAAACAGGACUCAUUAUGGGGACAAAAAAGAAAUUGUUUAGCCUUCUUUCCCUCCACACCUCAUUUAAAUGGGGGAGGGGUCAUGACAUGACUUCAAUUUAAAUGCCUCAUUUUAUAUCAGUUCUGAUUUUUCUUUAACAUAAGGAGGCCAAAAUAAAUGCGGAGCAACUUCUCAAAGUAGUAUUCCUGUCCAAAAAUCAUGCCGGACAGUGGAGACUGGACAGCUGUGGGGAUAGUUAGCAUCCCCACCUACAAUUCUUAAAUUCAGAAUCUCAUCCCCUCCCUUCCCGUUAAAUGCAAUUGUUCUGGUAGCUAACAUUUACCUGUAUAAUGGCGGUAGGGAACAGUGGCUUCAGUUUUUCAUGUCCCCAUGACUUGCAUACAAAUGGUUCAACUGUAUUAAAAUUAAGUGCAUUUGGCCAAUAGGUAGUAUCUCUACAAUAACAGUCUCUAAGAAUUUCCAUAACUUCUCUUAUCUGAAAGGACUCAAGUCUUCCACUGCAGAUAAAUUGGAGACUUCACCCACUCACCCGCCUUCUCUCUUUCUUUAGUUUGUUUGUUUGCUGUCUGGAUGGCCAAUGAGCCUGUCUCCUUUUACCGUGGCCAAUCUGAAGGCUUUCCUUGGAAGCGUUGUUUACAGUAAUCCUUACCGAGAUAACAUACUGUCCUCCAGAAUUACGAAGUCUGAGGUGACACUAACUUAGAGCUGUUGUUGUUGAAGAGCAGUUACCAAGAAGCUAGGUGCAUAGGUUUUCUCUGGUUCUUACGUGAACCACCUACUCUUUUAAGUUAUUAUCUGGUCCGGGAGUGGGGUAAAUUGUUUAGUCAGUGAAUCUUAAACUUGAUACCUGUGCAUUCAGUUCUGUGAAUACUGCCCUUUUCGGCCGGGUUUCUUCCUCCCCAGCCUGCACUGCUCAACCGUCAACCCAAAUUAGUGUCAGCUGAAAGGAGGUUUCAAUACAGUCCUGUCAGUAUUUGUGGUGGCCUUCGGAUUAGACAGAGCCCUCAUUUCUAGUCAGUGGGGUCCUGGCCCCAGAGCCAUCUCUGAGACUCGCACCACGGGGUAUUUUACUAUCAGAUCAUUACCCACCAAACUUCCGAUCGUACACCUCCCACAAGGAAAACAGACACCAGAGCUUGGGUUGUGGGCACUACCAGACUGACAUGGCCAGUACAGAGAACUAGGGAAGGAAUGAUGUUUUGCACCUUAUUGAAAAGAAAAUUUUAAGUGCAUACAUAGUUAAGAGCUUUUAUGGUGACAGGAGAACUUUUUUCCAUAUGCGUGCAUACUCUCUGUAAUUCCAGUGUAAAAUAUUGUACUUGCACUAGCUUUUUUAAAACAAAUAUUAAAAAAAAAAUGGAAGAAUUCAUAUUCUAUUUUCUAAUCGUGGUGUGUCUAUUUGUAGGAUACACUCGAGUCUGUUUAUUGAAUUUUAUGGUCCCUUUCUUUGAUGGUGCUUGCAGGUUUUCUAGGUAGAAAUUAUUUCAUUAUUAUAAUAAAACAAUGUUUGAUUCAAAAUUUGAACAAAAUUGUUUUAAAUAAAUUGUCUGUAUACCAGUACAAGUUUAUUGUUUCAGUAUACUCGUACUAAUAAAAUAACAGUGCCAAUUGCAAA
Microcebus murinus (gray mouse lemur) is the source of this 12172-nucleotide messenger RNA. NCBI's taxonomy places the organism in Eukaryota, Metazoa, Chordata, Mammalia, Primates, Cheirogaleidae. The record is from RefSeq and is a predicted model, not a curated record.